Molecule: messenger RNA, 4784 nt
Organism: Melozone crissalis (California towhee)
Lineage: Eukaryota; Metazoa; Chordata; Aves; Passeriformes; Passerellidae
Gene: RPAP1
Product: RNA polymerase II associated protein 1
Exons: 24
Coding region: 251-4555 (1434 amino acids)
Biological process (GO): transcription by RNA polymerase II
Cellular component (GO): nucleus
Source: RefSeq, a predicted model, not a curated record
UAGCCUUUUGUUCAGCAGUAAAGAGCAGGAUUCCGUUUGUGUGGGACUCCUGUUUAAGUGUUUGUGUUCGGGUGAUCCUGAAGUAGGGGUUCUGUGGUAUGUACAGAAACGUAAGAGUGGGACAAAAAUGAGUUUUCCCGUGCUGUCUCCAUUCUAUCUCCAGGAAAUCCAGUUGUUUUACCCAUUUUCCAUGUUUUGGAGUCCUGUGUGAAAAGCACGUGUGGCUGGGCUGCAAGAGCAGGAAGGCAGGAUGCUGUCGAGACCAAAGCCUGGCGAGUCCGAGGCAGACCUGCUGCGUUUUCAGAACCAGUUCCUGGCAGCCAGAGCUUCACCUGCAGUGAAGAUUGUGAAGAAAGCAGACAAGAGGAAAGGGAAGGAAGGGAGCACAGAUGCUGAGAGACCCCCACUCCAGGACAGCAAAGAUGUAGUCAUGUUGGAUGGUUUUCCUGAUACUCUCCCAGCUCUAACUCCAGCUCCUCCAAAAAAGUCCAAGAUCAAAAGUGCUAGUGUCCACUUCGAGGAUGAAGAUCCAGAGGAAAGAUUGGACAGUCAUGAUCGACAUAUUACAGCAGUCUUCAGCAAAAUUAUUGAACGAGACACCAGUGCAGUAGCAGUGACCAUGCCAGUGCCCACGGGAGACCCAUUCCCAAGGACAUUUCACCGCUCCGAGAUAAAAAGUGAGGUGCAGCUGGGAUCUGGAAAAAAAAGCAUCUUUGCGCAGAAGAUGGCAGCAAAAAGAGCUGCUGAAAAGGCAGCGACGGCUCCCUCUGCUGCCGAGUGCGUGGAAGUACGAUCAGCUGCUCCGGAUGCCUUGGAUCCUGUGGGAUCCGCGGGCGAGGCGCCUCUCCCCGGCAGCAGGGGUGAUAAAGAUGAUGACUUUUUGACCUCUCAGCGUCCUUGUCUCAUAACGGGAGAGGGUCUUGGAAGCCAAAAGAGUGAGCAGGAAGCUCAAGCUAUUCACAAAGAGAACUUGGAGAAGCUGCAGUCCAUGUCUGAGGAAGAGAUCUUGCAGGAGCAGGCGAGGCUUCUGGCUCAGCUGGAUCCCAGUUUAGUUGCUUUCUUGAAAUCACAACGUGGUAACAAUGAAGGCCAGAAAAAGGAGUUAAAAAUGGAACUGAACAGACCGGAGGAGUUUGUGGAAUCUCGGCAUGUGGCUCAGCAUGGUGUAAGAUCAUCUCUUUCCAUGCAGGAGUCAGGUCUAGAAGAACAUGUAAGGAAGGAAGAAAAUAUGAAGGUAGAAAUCAUGGAUGAUGAUCUGCCUGUGAAGCCCAGGAAGGAGUGGAUUCACAUGGACAAUGUAGAGUUUGAGAAGCUGGAAUGGAUGAAAGAUUUGCCCUCACCUCGGCAGAAGAAAACCAAAAAGAGAAUGCAAGCUCGAUUCAGUUUAAAGGGAGAAUUGAUUCCUGCGGAUGCUGAUUUGCCAACACAUCUAGGCUUGCACCACCAUGGAGAAGAGGCAGAGAGAGCUGGUUAUUCUCUGCAAGAGCUCUUUCAUCUGUCUCGCAGCCAAGUUACACAACAGAGGACGCUGGCUCUGCAGGUCUUAGGUCGUAUUGUUCAAAGGGCCAGGGCUGGAGAGUUUGCUUCCUCGUUGAAGGGCAGUGUUCUGCGUCUGCUGCUUGAUGCUGGCUUUCUCUUCUUGCUGCGCUUCUCGCUGGAUGAUGCGGUGGAAAAUGUCAUGGCAGCAUCUGUUGGUGCUCUCCGGGCUCUGCUGGUGUCACUUGAUGAUGAGAAAUAUCUCGAUUGGACUUUCUCAUGGUACCAAGGGAUGGCUGCAUUCCCCUUUGUCCCUAACAAUGAGGAGGAAGAAGAGGAGGAAGAGGAAGACUUAAAUGGAACAGAGAAAUCUCAAAAUAAAAAAUUAAAGGAUGAAAACAAGCCAGACCCAGAUGUGGCCCGAUAUGAUGUUGUAAAGGGACUUUUGAAGACAAGGAUCCAGCACCGGCUGAGGUACAUCCUAGAGGUGGUGCGACCUGUUCCAUCAGUAGUUCUGGAUAUACUGCACAUCCUCACACAUAUAGCAAGGCACUCCUCUGAGGCAUGCAGCCAGCUGCUUGACUGUCCUCGAUUGAUCGAGACCAUUGUCAGGGAAUUUCUCCCUACUCAGUGGGAUCCCAAAGUGGCUGAACCAGGGUUUUUACUUACCAGUCUCCACGGAAUUGCUUGUGCCAGUGCUAUGAAGUUCAUCAGGGUCUUGGCAUCUGGAGGCCGAAAUGCAACAGCCAGGCUGCUUAACAAAUUUGAGCUGAAGAGUCGGUUGAGUCGCUUUGUCGCUGAGGAGCCUGUGGACGUGCCCCUGCCGAGGGAGGAGGCCGUGCGGCUGAGCGCCGAAGCCUUCCGCCUGUGGGCGGUGGCUGCCGCCUACGGGCAGGCCUGCGACCUCUACAGUGACCUCUACCCUGUGCUGGUGAGGAUCCUGCAGUCGCUGCCGGAGUUGCUCAGUGGGAAGAGCCCUGCGGUUGAGCUGUCUGUGCAGCGAGCUGCAGCAGUGGUUACUCUGUUGACACAUGUGACACAAACAGCAGGAUACGCAGCAGAGCUGCAGGCCAAGUUGAGCAGCAAUAACUCAGAAGAUAAUGAACCGAUCCCACCUCCUCCAGUGGCAUGGAGUCAAGUGUCAGGCUUACAGCCCUUCCUUGAGACAAGUCUGAAAAAAAUCCUUCAGCAGCUAUCCCAGACAGAAACUUGGCAAACACUCCAGCCUCUGACCACAACUUGUGUGAUCUUCUUGGGAGUUUAUUACAGUGCUUACAGCCAACAGCCAUCAGUCAAUCCAGUUGACUGCUUAGAGGAACUGGAACGUUUGACAUCAGAGGUGCUGCAGCCCCUUCUCAGCCAGCCAGCGAUAGACAGCAUGUGGGACUUGCUCAGGCCAUGUUCUGCUUUGUGCAACCCUCUGUCCUGUUCCCCGGCACCAGAAUCUGUCGGCAGCAUUGCAUCUCUGAGCUGCACUGGAGGCAAACCUCCUUUGAGCCUUGUUGGCUCCAAGUCACCUUUCCCCUUCCUCACUGCCCUCUUAUUUCUCAUCAAUAACAUCACUCACAUUCACAAGGGCCUGACCAGCAAGUACAGCUCUGUGCUGGGCUUCAGAGGCUUGAAGGAUUAUCUGCAUCAAAGCUGGCAGACUGGACCUCCCUCUGUGACUCCCUCAUCUGCGUGGAUCCUGCGCCAUGAGUAUCACCUACAGUACUUUGUGUUAGCGUUGGCUCGGAAAAUGGCAGGCACUUGUCCAGAUUACGCCCAGCAUGCCUCACUCCAUCACUGUGUUGCCAUGGCAUUGCUAAGCCGUCUGUUGCCAGGGAGUGAGCAUCUGGCUCAUGAGGUCCUACUGGAUCUUGCCUUUAAUCCAGAGUUUCUUCCUGAAGGGAAAGCUGGUGGGCCAGAAGCAGCUGACUUCUCUGAUAUUCUGCAUCUGGGCACCAGUGCCAAACUGGCACAGCCUGGCUCUGCAGCAGCAUUUCUUCCAAGGGUUACUCGUGGUGCCCUGCUGAGAGAAGCAUACCAGAAUCUGCCUUCUAUUCGUUCCUGCUACCUCUCCCACUUUGUCCACUUGCAGCCCACCCUUAUGCGUUCUCAGGCAUCCUACCAAGGGCAGAAUUACCUCAUCCAGUCAAUGCUGCUUCCUGAGGUCAAAGGGCCCAUCCUGCCUUCAGACUGGCCAUUCUUUCCACUUAUCAGCCUCUACAACAAAGUGACUAAUGCAGAGACACGUGGGGCCAUACUGAACUCUCUUCCACUUGAUCUCAUCAACACUGUGACCUGGAACCUGCAGUGGGUCUUGUUGCUGGAAACGUGGCGUUCUAAAAUCCUCCAGAGCAUCCCAACUGCUGCCAAACUUGCACGGCUUAUGUGUGUCUUCCUCACUGGCAGUGACCUCUUUCUAGAAGCACCAAUCCACCGCUACACAGCUGCCCUUCUCUCUGUGUAUUGCCAACCCAAGGUCCUGGACUCUCUGAACCUGGAUGCUCCUCUCCCUGGUUUGGCAUCCUUCCAUGAUCUCUAUAUAAGCCUCCUGGAGCAAUUUGAGGGUGUCUCCUUUGGAGAUCCACUCUUUGGAGUCUUUGUUCUUCUACCUCUACAGAAGCAUUUCAGUGUUCAUCUGCGUCUCUCUGUUUUUGGGGAGCACACAAAUAUCCUGCGGGCGCUGGGAGUGCCGUUACAGCAGUUUCCUGUGCCUCUUGAGCGCUACACUUUCCCUCCUGAGGAUAACCUGAACCUCCUCCGACUCUACUUCCGAACGCUGGUCACUGGUGCGCUGCGCCACACCUGGUGCCCUGUUCUGUACCUGGUGGCUGUGGCUCAUGUGAACAGUUUCAUUUUCUCCCAAGAAAGCACAACACAGGAGACAGAUGCUGCUCGGAAAAGCAUGCUGCGGAAGACGUGGCUGUUGGUGGAUGAGACCUUGAAAAAGCACCUGCUGUAUUACAGACUGGUGAAUGCAGAGAGUCCUUUGGGAUUUGACCUUUAUGAGCAGCUCCCUCCCAUGCGACUGAGGUACCUGCAGAAAGUGACACAGAAAGAAAUUACCGAGAAUGCACCAGUGCUAGACUCAUAGCAAAGCACUUCAGCUAGAAGAGGGCCAAGGUGAAGAAUGGAAAAGCUCAAUUAUACUUCACUGAUGAAACUACUUUCAGUUCAGAUGGUUUUAGUGUUUUACCUGGACGCUCUUGGCAUCUUUGCCUAGUGAGGCACUAGUAAAAUGCUCCCAUCCCUGCAGAACAUACAUGCUGUCAAAAUAUGCCAGCAUGUGUGUGACCUCUUUGUGAUGGAUGUUGGAGCAUUUU